Messenger RNA from Brugia malayi, 3747 nucleotides. RefSeq lists its product as uncharacterized. The coding region runs from base 1 to 3747 and encodes 1248 amino acids. The record is from RefSeq and is a predicted model, not a curated record. Gene Ontology annotation, biological process: regulation of GTPase activity. The transcript is spliced from 22 exons. NCBI's taxonomy places the organism in Eukaryota, Metazoa, Nematoda, Chromadorea, Rhabditida, Onchocercidae.
AUGUUUUUCCUUAUUUCAUUUAUCAUUUUCUUGUGGCAUUGUUUACUUCGAUUAGCUUCGUGCAUUCAUCAUCAUUGGCAGUUAUAUCGAUGUAAAUCAAAUUAUUAUGAUAAUGCAUUUGGAAAUAAUGAUUAUAAUCAUCAUCAUCAUCAUCAUCAAAAUGCGCCAUUUUUAAUUGAUGAUAAUGAAGAAAAAUUGGAUUUGGAAGGAAAUAUUAGAGAGACAUGUUUCGAACAAAUAUCAUUAGAUCGUCAUGCCUGGCAAAAUAAUGGAACAGAGCGUGGGAAUAGCGGUAUCUCUCGUAAUCUACCGACAAUUGCCCGUAAUGGUACCGUUUAUCAGGAAGGACAAGGUAUAGCGAUCGUUGAUGAGCCAACAACACCACAACGUCUAGCGAAUUUCUUUUCGAGGCCAUUUCGAAGUAAUGCAUUGAACCGCACGAAAAGUGCAACAAAAUUGGAAAGAAAGCGUGCAACAAAUCGAAAUGAUUUCACCGAUGAAAAUGCAUGCAAUGAUGAGCGAUUACCAGUUCAGUCCUAUCGUCAUUCAACAUUUCGACCGUAUCCGAUAUCUCAAGAAGAUGAAAAUUCAUUUCGCCCAAGUCGUUCACAUGAAAGUUUAUUAGCUUAUUCGUCUGCUACACAUACAAUUGAUUUAGAUGGAGCAGAAGCACAGAUUCAUUCCAUCCAUCCAUCAGCUGUUGACGUAUCAAACUAUUUUGAAUUACAAAAUACCUAUUACAGUUGUCGCAAUUCACGUGAGCGGAAUAGAUGGAUUGAGAAUAUACGACGUACAGAAAAUCCGUUACGUGAUCGAAUGCAUCGAACAGAAAAUUCAUUGGAAUUAUGGAUUUUGGAAGCUAAAGGUAUUCCGAUCAAACGAAAAUACUACUGUGAAAUAUGUCUCGAUAAGACAUUAUACGCUCGAACGUCAGCAAAACCACGUGGUGAUAUUUGCUUUUGGGGCGAACAUUUCUAUUUCAGUCCGAUUCCAAAAUUGGAAAAUGUUUGCAUCAAUUUAUAUCGUGAAGCAGAUGCGAAAAAGAAGAAGGAUCGUUCAACGUUGAUUGGUUAUGUUCAAAUUAAGAUUGAUCAACUUACUACGCGACAUCCCGUUGAACGAUGGUAUACAGUAACAGCAACAUCAGAUGGUACUAAAUUAUCGAAUGCAAUGAAAGAUAAAGGUAAUGGCGAGGUAGCUGCGGUACGUAUUAAGGCCCGUUAUCAAUCGGUACAAAUAUUACCUAUGCAGGCAUAUACUGAUUUAUUGACUUUCAUCAAACAGUAUUAUUUAUCAGUAUGUCGUGUUUUGGAGCCGGCAUUAAGUGUAAAAGCAAAAGAAGAUUUGGCUACGGUACUUGUACGUAUCAUGCAUAAAUUACAUAUGGCCAAACAUUUCUUAUGCGAUUUAAUUAUGUCUGAAGUUGAUGUUCUCGAUAAUGAACAUUUGAUGUUCCGUGGCAAUUCAUUAGCAACGAAAGCAAUGGAAGCAUAUAUGAAAUUGGUUGCAGAUGAUUAUCUUCAAAAUACACUUGGCGAAUUUGUUAAAGCAAUGCAACAAUUUGAUAAGGACUGUGAAGUAGAUCCAUUGAAAAUGGCAAAUAUUAGUGUGAUAGCGUUGGAAAAGAAUCGUCAUCAAUUGGUGACAAAUGUUAAAACUGCAUGGUCUAAAAUAUUGGCAAGUGCUGAAAUAUUUCCAAUUGAAUUACGCGAAAUUUUUGUUACCCUACGACGACGUUUGGAAAAAAUUGGUCGACUUGAUCUUGCUGAUACGCUAAUUUCAUCUAGCAUUUUCCUGCGAUUUCUUUGUCCAGCAAUACUUAGUCCUAGUUUAUUUAAUUUAAUUUCUGAAUAUCCUUCGGGACACGCAGCUCGUAAUCUUACACUGAUCGCUAAAACACUACAAACAUUAGCGAAUUUUACAAAAUUUGGUGGCAAAGAGCACUAUAUGGAUUUUAUGAACGAAUUCGUAGAACAUGAAUGGGAUAAUAUGCAUCGAUAUCUGAUGAAAAUUUCAACAUUACCAGCAAAUAUUCAACGAAAUUCGGGUGAAAAUGACUGGAAUAUAUCGGUUGAUAUUGGGAAAGAAGUAUCAUUGCUGUAUUCCUACUUAGAUGAGCUGUGGACACCUGAGAUUCAUGAACAAGCAGCUAAAUAUGGAUCACAGAUGGCAGAAUUGCGAUUCAUUUUAGCAAAAUUACGCUAUAUACGAAUGAGAAAUGAUGGUUGUAAAGAUUAUGAAUUAUUAACAGUUGAAAGUUCACCAUCUGAUUAUGAUAAUACAAACGUUUCAAGAUUACAUGCAUAUAAUAAUAAUGCGAAACUUCCAACACACAUCCGUAAUACAGUAAGCGAAUCACAUGUGAUAACAAAAGGAUCUCCAGCAACUCAUUUAAACACAAAUGAUGAUUAUGUGUUAGAUAUUGCUUUAUUAAAUGAUAGUUUGGCAGUACGACAAGCCGGUUUAACCGUACAAAAACAUCGGAAUGGACAUCAUCGUAAUCAACGAUAUUUGAAUGAGAAUGCUUCUUGUGAACGACAUAACAAAAGGAAUCCAUAUAUGGCAUUACCAGAUAUUUCAUCAAAUCGUGAAAGAAUUAUUGCAUUUGAUGCUAGCAGUAAGUCAGUAGCACCUGAAAAUAGUACUUACAUAUCAUCGAAUAUUUUAUCCGACUAUUCAACUGGUGGUUAUCGUCGAAAUGAAGAAACUGAUUCAGAUGAAACAACGCAUGAAUCUUCAAUAACACGUUUUCGUCAUACACGUCCACCGCGUAAAAAUAAACGACGGACCGCUGUAUCAACAGAUCGUGAACAAACAACAGUUACAUGUCCGGAUACUAUUGUUGCACCCUCAUCUAGUGGAUAUCAAAGUCAGAAUCAUAGUAGCAGUUUGAGUUCAUCGAAUAGUAGCAGUCCAGUGGAACGUUCAACAAAACAAAACAAUCAUCCCACUUAUCAUUCAACAUUGCAACCAUCCAAUCCGAUAUUUAAUGGUCAUGAAUGCAAUCCGUCAACAUCAUCAUCAUCCGGAAAUUCUGAUAAACUAUUAGUUGAUGAUGAUCGACGUUGCAUACGUUCCGCUCCAUCUACAAUGUAUAAGACUUCCGCACAUCCAUCACAUUUACAAAUAAUGGAUGAUAAUAGUAUUAUUUAUGAUGUACCAAAAUGUUCAUUACCGAGAACUAAUCCUCAUUGUUCUUCGCGUAAUGCAGCUGCUAUGGGCAAUGGAGCUAUCUUGAAACCAACGUUAAUUGAUAUAGGUAAUGAUGGCGGUAAUGAGGCACGAUUAACUUUACAAGCAAGAUCUUCUGAUUAUGCUAACUGUAACAAUAAUAAUAAUAGUAAGAAGAAGAAGAAAGAGGAAAACGAUGAUGGUAAUAAUGAUAAUGAAAGUAAUGAUAACGACUGUGAUGAUAAUAAUACUGUGAAAGAAUGUGGUACAAAAUGGUGUUUUACCGAAGAACGAACAAGUGGUAUGAAGCAAUGGACAAGAAAAGAGUCACAUACAUUCAGCCAACAGGAAAUAAUUGAGCAACAGAAACGUGAAAUUCGACGAUUAAUGAAGGAGAAUGAAGAGUUAAAACGACGUGUUGCUGCACAGAAUCAAACAGUUAGUGAUUCCAAAAAUACCAAUCCUGAAACGGUUAUACGUGAUGGUUAUGUAUCGGAAGAAAGCUAUGAUUCGUUAAGUUCAUCCAAUGACCUUCAAUUAUCAUCGAAAAAUACUAAAGCGAUUACCCAUUGUUAG